Messenger RNA from Bipolaris maydis ATCC 48331, 495 nucleotides. The record is from RefSeq and is a predicted model, not a curated record. Lineage: Eukaryota; Fungi; Ascomycota; Dothideomycetes; Pleosporales; Pleosporaceae.
AUGGGUCAGGUAAUCUUGGAGGCGAAUGGAUCCACAGAAGUCAACGACUUGAAGAAAGCUGGGUUCCCAAGAUCGAAAUUGUCUAUGAAGGAUCAUAUGUUCCUCACAUCCAAAGUCAAGGAAAGAGAGACGUCCGUAUCAACUUCCGUGCAGUUGAUGUAUCGUGACAAUGCGACCGAAUGCGUCGCUCGUCUGAAACUUUGCCCCGAGAAAGCUGGGUUCGAGAGCGAACUUUUCAAGCUUGGAGAUGCUUGCCCACCUAGCAAUAAUGUCAUCAUGCUAACUGACCUUGAGAGUCCGCUCGUGGCGGCCAUGUCAGGAAGCGAAUUUUUGCAUCUGCAAACGCUUUUAACUGACUCUGCAAAUGUCCUCUGGGUGACUUGUGGAGAUCACCUCGGAGCCGGUGUUGAUCGCGAGGCCGCAAUGACACAAGGACUUUUACGUACACUCCGCUCUGAACGAGUUUCGCUCAAGGCAAUGCUGGAUUCUUUCUAA